This is a messenger RNA of Eutrema salsugineum, 1767 nucleotides long. RefSeq names its product meiosis-specific protein ASY2-like. NCBI's taxonomy places the organism in Eukaryota, Viridiplantae, Streptophyta, Magnoliopsida, Brassicales, Brassicaceae. The transcript is spliced from 5 exons. Bases 1 to 1767 code for a protein of 588 amino acids. The record is from RefSeq and is a predicted model, not a curated record.
AUGUCUUCCAGCUCUUCGAUUAAUUCUUCCUCGAAUAAAAUUCUUUCGGAAGACCACCGUGAGUCCUCGGAGCCGAGCUCCUCUUCUUCAAACCCUCAGCAGUCAAGUUCAUCACGGGAAAAAAGCAAUCUUCCCCAAUUAGUUCGUAAGAACUCUAAAUCUGCGGAAGCUAGCAGCAGCCGUGCUAGAGUCAAAAUUGAAGCUACCGAAGAUCUGACUGCAGAGGCUCGCGAAACGGAGGCUCGGGCUGGACCGAACGUUGAUGCUAACACCCCCGAGAUCGAGGAGAUCGAGGAAGAAUUUCAGGGGGAGAACGCUGCUGAUACUGAAGUCGACAACAUUGAAGCGGUUAUUCAUGCUUCGCCACCACUUCCGAGGCGGAAAGUAGUUCGUCCCGACAACGUGCCCUCUUGUUCCCUUUCUCCUGGUGCCGUUCGAGCCGUGCUCGAGGCAAACGGUCUUGCGGACAAGAUUAUUUUCAUCAUUCCGGAGGCUAGAGAUCGGCCGUGGGACGCUCCCGAAGGCUUCCUUUGCGUCUACCUGACGUACUUCACUCAGUGCGGGCUUUCUUUCCCCAUUCCCUCUCGCCUACUGGGAUACUGCAAUCGGCGCGGCGUAGCUCUCACACAGGUGAUGCCGGCCUCAAUAACGAACUACGUUGGGUUCGUUUCCUUAUGCGACGAGCUUGGCGAAGUCCCAUCGAGUCGAAUUUUCGAAGACCUCUUCUCGGUCAAUAUCCAUAAGUCCAAGGAGUGGUUCUUCGCCGCCAAUGCCAAGCCGAAGAAGAAUUUAGUUAUGGGACCUAAGCCCAGAAAAUUCAACGAUUGGGAGUCCCAGUACUUCUAUAUUGAAAUGAACGAUCUCACCGUCAGCAAUUCUGACAUCGAAAUUCAGUCGAAUUGGAAGAUUCCGAUUGGUCGUCAUCUUCCGAGUCUCCUUCUCAACUCCGGACUCACCUCUGAGUUCGGAGAAGCAUUCAGCGAAGCCGGUAAACGUCGUUGGCCGGAGGUUUGGGAAGAAAUCCUACAACGUCGAGCUAAGAAAGCGGGCUCCGUUCGAGAACCAAAACCACGCAAGCCGAGAACUCGAGCUAGCAAGCCUCGAACCGCUCCCAAACGCCAAUCACUGAAGUCGCGAACUCAAAACUCCCGAGCUGCCAGGAUGCUUUCCAUUGACGAAAUCCCAACUCUCUUCGGUGAAGAGGAAACGGAGGUUGAUCAGAGGAAGACGAAGAAGAAGAAGUCUUCGAAGAAGAGUAAGAAAGCAGAGGACUCUUCUCGGGUGCAAGAUACUCCCGCCGAGCUCGAUCCACCGACAGCUGUGGCGUCGGGCCUCGCGCUCUCGCAAGAUCGAGUUGAAGCUUCACACUCCCGAAAAAGGCAAACCAGAGACCAUGUCGAGGGCUCUCAAGAGCACGGGCCGGCUAAGAGAGUCCGAGUUUGUUUUGACUACGACGAGGAGACUCCUUUUGAGGAGAACAUAGAUGCCUGCGCCGAGCUCUAUCAUAAGAUCUCCUCGGAGGUACCUAGCCUUCCCUCGGUUCCCAAGCUCCGGUUUCCCAACAUGUACAAGGGAAUCGCUCACACGACUGCUGUGCUGUUCGACGAGCAAGUAAGGGUCUCCGAGCUCGAAGAAAGGAUAGCCAAAGCAGAGGAGCGUCUCGCCACUGAGCUCCAAAUCAACGAAACUCUGCACUCUCAAGUUGACUUGCUGAAAAAGGAGAGUGCAGAGCUGAAGGCGGUGAAAGACGAGCUCACCGAGGCCUAG